UCCUGCCUCGCUUGCCGUAGGAAACUAUGAACAUGGUGGAAGCCAGUUAGCCUGCUAGCCAUCGUAGGCUGUUUAUUAUCAUGCCAAAAUGUUCGCUAAUAAGUAAUAAUUUGUGUGUUGAUGAAGGAGGAUGUGGAGGGGAUGUGGCUAAAUAAUGGGAAACGUUUUUGGGAGAAAGAGUCAACCUUCGCGUGUAACGGAACAAGACAAAGCCGUUUUGCAAUUGAAACAGCAGAGAGAUAAACUGAAGCAGUAUCAAAAGAGAAUAACCCUGCAACUGUCGAAAGAGCGGUUUCUGGCAAAGCAGUUGUUAAAAGAUGGCAGGAAAGAAAAGGCACUGCUGCUUCUUAAGAAAAAACAAUAUCAAGAUCAGCUACUAGACAAGACUGAAAAUCAGAUUUCAAACCUCGAGCGCAUGGUUCAAGAUAUUGAGUUCAUGCAAAUUGAACUGGAAGUCAUCGAGGGACUUAAGGUUGGCAAUGAUUGUCUGAAGAGUAUGCACGAGAUCAUGUCAGUUGAAGAUGUGGAGAGAAUCAUGGAUGAGACCCAGGAAUCAAUAGAAUAUCAAAGGCAAAUAGAUGAAAUGCUGUCUGGAGCCCUGACGCAGGAGGACGAGGAUGCUGUUUUAGCAGAGCUGGAAGCUAUCACUCAGGGAGAAGAUGUAGCACUUCCAGAGGUCCCCACUGAGCCAAUACCAGAGGUCUCAGAGGCAGCUAAGGCUGAACCAGAGAGGAGAGAAGCAAAGAACGAGCCUGACAGAGAGAUGUUGGCAGCCUGACGCAGCACAUGUGUGGUUGGGAGUAGGCUGUCUUUUUACUGAUGGGCACUCUGUUUAUUCAUUUCAGUAUUUCAUCCUUAAUUGUUAGAACGUGAAGGUGGGACCUGCAGACGUCAGUGCACCAUCACACAUUUUACAGGAUCAGCACAGCGUCUGCACUCUGGUUUACUGCUCCCCUGAAGUAUCUGCAUACAGGAAGUGAAAUGUUCUAUUAUAAUUAGAUUAGCAAAGCAACAUCACAUUGUAACUAUUCUGGUUAUGGUGUAACAGAAUGAAAGGACACAUUUUUAGAUGUUUUACACAUUGAUUGCAGCUGUUUUCCAUAUAAAAUUGAGCAAUGGCAACAA
Cottoperca gobio is the source of this 1125-nucleotide messenger RNA. Its product is annotated as charged multivesicular body protein 6-like. Gene Ontology annotation, cellular component: ESCRT III complex; multivesicular body. Lineage: Eukaryota; Metazoa; Chordata; Actinopteri; Perciformes; Bovichtidae. Gene Ontology annotation, biological process: late endosome to vacuole transport via multivesicular body sorting pathway; vesicle budding from membrane. The record is from RefSeq and is a predicted model, not a curated record.